Messenger RNA from Drosophila takahashii, 3814 nucleotides. Its product is annotated as protein FAM13A. The record is from RefSeq and is a predicted model, not a curated record. Lineage: Eukaryota; Metazoa; Arthropoda; Insecta; Diptera; Drosophilidae.
GGCGUUGCAAGGGGGAAAACUCUCGAUUGAAAGGGGCAGCAGAAGAGGCAGAACAAGAACGCGGCGGAGAAGAGCCCCCGAAAAGAGCGGCAUCCGAAAACCGCAAAAAAAACACAUGCUCAGAUACCGACUCGUGUCGACUCACUUCCUCAAGCAGCCGUAGUGUGCGAGCGAGCGGGAAAGCGCUAUCAACGGAGAGCGAUUUGGAGUGUGGGUGGUGUAACAGCGAAUGCAAUUGCAGCCAGUGAGAGAGUGAGAGCGGGAGAGACGACCCAGAGCGAUCGCAGGAUAUAACUGUGCUAUAAAAGCGCGACAGGUGCGCUCCGCCUGCUCAUUCACCGUUAGUCGUCGGUCACUCAAUUUGUUAUCGCGAGAGGUCCUCGCAGGAAGCAAGGACACAGGAACAAGGAGCUAGAGAGCGAGAGCGAGAGAGAGAGAGGAAAUUCGCAUCCGAUCCGGCACUAAAAUCCAGUCACAACGUAUUCGCUAGGAGUGCUACGCCUUUUGGGUCUGAGCUAUAGUCUACAUAGCGAAAAUGUGCAGAGAUCGCGAUAUGAGUUUGUCGUAGAUCAGCGCAACCGUCGUUACAAGGUCAAGAAAAAAAUCAAGCACAAGAGCGAGUAGACAGGUGAGCGGGCAAGAGCCCGAGGGCCCCGAAAAUAUCGAGAUUGCUUGAGAUUCCGAUUGCGAUUGCGAUUGCGAAAUCCUGGACCACUUUUAACAGCCACAAUAACCAGAUCUGAAGCUACCAUACCAAAGUUAACAAUAUUAGCUAAAGGCCACGGCAAACGUAAUAGUUAAAUUAUACACAAAAAGGAUAUCCAUCCUUCCUUCCAUUUCGAGUGCGCGUGUUAAUCAACGGCAAUGUGACUAUCCUGCGCAAUUCGGGCUCCAUCUAAACGGUUCUAGCCGUAUCCAAAACGCAAACGAAAGCUUCGCGGUCAAGUGAUUUCAAUCAUCUUUCGAUCUUCGAUUCGAUUUGGUUAUCUCCAACAACAACCACCCUUUCCUACCACCAGUCGAGCCCAAAAAGGUCGUGCAACUGGCGAACGUACGGGGAAAAACCAGCAAGAUUGAAGACUUUGGGAGAAAUCUUUGGAAGUCCGUUAAGGCUUGCAUUUGCGGCAUGCGCCAUCCCACAACUGGGCUGAACGAAGACGACCUGAGUCGUCUCACUGGUUCAUCAUCGUCGACGGCUUCGUGCGGCAGCGCAGCCUCCUCCUCCUCAUCAUCAUCGUCCUCAUCCUCGAAUCCCGCUGACCACCGCCAUGAGGUGGUCCGCAGUCCGGAGAAGCCAACGCCCACGGCGGGGGGAGGGGAUAAGAGCCACCUGAACAGUGGCUUCACCUCCACCUACCUGCCGGAGAUCAUUCAUCCGGCUCUGGAAUGGCAGAAGUCGUCGCGCAAGCGCAAGGAGCGCCUGGAUAGCAGCUCAGCCUUUGGCCAGGAUCGCAAGCUGCAGCGCAGCAACAGCGAGGAGCUGCUCACGGAGCCUCCAGCUAUUGUUUCGCCCACGGCCCAGGCACAAGCGGCCAAUCUCCUGGAGGCGGCCAACCUGCAGUGCGAGGUUAUCCGUCGCGUUUCCUCCGAGGACUUUAAGCGAACCGCCAGCUAUGCCAACUAUCGCCAGGAGUUCGAAAGGGAGCAGGAAGAGUCCUCGGAACUGGGCGAGAACAAUGCCUCGUUGGCCAAUUUACCAAGCGGCGGAGAAGCAGCCAAGGAGCGUCCUCGCCUGGAGACCAGUCCCGCUCGCCAGCUGCCGGUUAAAGAAGCUUCCGAUGACUCCGAGUGCGAGCACGAAAGACGUCGCAGCAGCGAGCGCUUCUGCAAAUCCCGGCAGCCGCCGGUUCGCAAGUCUGGAGUGGCCAAAAAGGGAGGCAGUGGCUCCAAGUAUCUGCCCUCCAGGAGGGAGUCCGAGCAGAGUGCCUACAAGUACGAUCUGUCGGCCUUGAAGUACGAACGCCGAGGUUUCAUCAGCAGCAGGAAGCAGCAGAGUCAGCAGAAUCAAUCCUUGGCCGAUCACAACGACAACAACCUGAUAGACUUCCAUCAGCAGCAGCAGAAGGAGCUGCAGACGAAGAGGAGCGCCAGUAUUUCGCCCACACCCACCACGAGCUCCUCGGCGGGCAGCGAUGACAGCACGCCCACUUCCAAUGCCCCGGCGCCGGUGAAGGCCAAGCCACAAAGGCAGCAGCAGAGUCUGGAUUUGACCUCCGCCCAGGAGUCGCUGCCCUGGGAGCGAGGCGAUGAACCGGCGCCCAUCCUCAGCCGACGUUAUGCCCACUCGCGACCGCACAUCGGUGGUAAUCUGGAUGCAGCUGCUCAGCUGGCCAAGGCCAUGCCAUAUCCCCAACAGAUGCCCAAGCAGGCGGCCACGGUGCAACUGCAUGCGGACUCGAGCGACAUGGACUGCUGCCUGGAGCCCAUGGAUGCGGUAAGGGCGUUCAGCUCCCUAGAGAACAUGCGUACCCGCGAUGUUAUGCAACAGGUGCUGCCCGCCAUGAUGGUGGCCUUUCAAUCGCCCGAGGAAAGGCUAAAGGCCAUCAAUCGUCGGGUGACUGUGCUGAAGAAGAAACUGGUCCAGUUGGAGGAGUCCCUGGAGCAGAGAUUGGGCUACCGGCCGUCGCAGGCGGAGCGAUUGAACGACAAGUACAUGAAGAACGCCCUGGCGGAGUUGAGCAAGCUGCGCAAGGAACGGCACGAGCUCAAGACUGAUCCCAUCGCAGCUCUGGGUUUGAAGGUCGGAAGCGGAGGAGGAGGAGGAGUCGGAGGCGGAAUCGGUGGCCAGGAGGUGGCCAAGAAACUGGAGCGCAUGAAGGCCACCCUCGCUGAAAUCGAGCAGAAUCUCAACGAGAAGCGUGCAAAUGGCCAUCGCUCCGAGCAACUAGAAGAUCUGAAUGCCGACCAGUUGAUGCAGGAGAAAAGUGCCGUGCAGCAUGGACUGCUGUACUUCGAGAGCCUCUAUGGCCAUCCCAUCACCAAGGAGGAGCGCGAUGCCGCCCGUCCGCUUUACGAUCGCUACAGGCAGCUAAAGCGACUGGUCUCACGCACCGUGAUGUUUGGAGCGGGCACUGGGGUUCCGGAGCUGCCCACCAUUCUGGAGCACGAGGCCAUGGUGUUCGAGGCCACUUCCACACCGCUGCAGUAUUCAUCGAACAACAGCACCGAGACCACCAACUCGCCCAGCGACUCGAAUGCCCCGAAUACUCUGACCCAGAAUGCUUCCUCCGAUGAGUCGACCACCACUACGACCACUUUGACGGGUCCUGCGGCUGGAGGAUCAACCACAAGUCAGGAGAACCAGACGGCCAGCGAGAACAUCUCCGCAUUGAGUGUGGAUCAACUCUGGGAGCAGCUAGAUCGAGCUCGCGAUGAGAAAUCCCUGCUGAAGGCCACCAUCCGCGAGUACGAGUCCUUGUUCGAGGAGCAAAAUGGACGCAAGAUGCUCAAGCAGGAUCGCCGCUCGCUGGAGACCGAAACCUACGCCCAGUACAAGGAGAAGAAGGCCAAGGUCCGCCUGCUGCAGGCCCUGAUCAAGAAGCACAUCGGGCACUAAGCUAUAUAGAUGAGAUAUCCUACUUCCAUUCGACUUCUGUUCACCCCACAAACCAAACGCAUGCGAAACUAUUUAUUUCAUACCCAACCAAACAAAUACAGACCUAGAUCUAUACAAAUUAUAUGUAGUUUUUAGACUUACAUUUACCAUAUAUUCUAUAAUGAUACAUUUUAUGAAUAUUGUUGAUUCCUUAUUGUUUUUUGAAAACAUCUAUUGAGUAAUUGUAAUAAAAAGAAAAAAUUAUUAUGAAAAAGAAAA